AUGUGGGUUGCCGGCUUCAAUGCUCUGGACAUGGAAUUCGGCGGUGGCGCCAGCGUGCUCCACGGCACGUGGACCUAUCCCUCUAGUGGGGCGGUCACUUCGCAGGGAGCUCGGGACCGGCGCCUGAAGACGGAGAUCACGCCUCUCCGCAGGACACUGCAAGGUAUGCAGCCACAGGGCGAGAACGCCACGGGGCAGAAAAAGAAAGGUGACGGAGCCUUGUGGAUGCUUCGGCAACUACGCCCGGUGUCCUACUCCUUCAAAGCCGGCUCCGAAUCCAAGUACAUGCGCUUCGGCUUUAUAGCCGAUGAGCUGGAGACGACGGUGCCGCAAGUGGUGCGCAGUGGAGGCACAAAACAAGGUGUGGAGAAUUCCAAGAAGGUACAGAUGUUUGACCUGAUUGCCCUCCUCACCGCGGCCGGGCAGAGCCAGCAAGAGGUCAUCGAGAACCAGGACCAGGUCGAGUCCGAAUUCGAAGCCUUCAAAGCCGAGCUGAAGCUCUUGAAAGAGCUCAAGGAGAAGAAGCGGCAAGCCAAUCGGGCCUUGGCCUGUGGGGCAACUCGCAAGAAGCGCAGACGGCUCUGGUGGCGCUGA
Molecule: messenger RNA, 594 nt
Organism: Symbiodinium sp. CCMP2456
Lineage: Eukaryota; Dinophyceae; Suessiales; Symbiodiniaceae
Source: the annotation of a GenBank genome assembly